Messenger RNA from Papaver somniferum (opium poppy), 2169 nucleotides. RefSeq lists its product as uncharacterized. The record is from RefSeq and is a predicted model, not a curated record. Lineage: Eukaryota; Viridiplantae; Streptophyta; Magnoliopsida; Ranunculales; Papaveraceae. The coding region runs from base 1 to 2169 and encodes 722 amino acids. Gene Ontology annotation, molecular function: protein binding. The transcript is spliced from 9 exons.
AUGUCUAGGGAAGGUGGUGAUGAGCCAUCACAGGAAACAGUAUUGCUCUGUAAGCUUAUUGCUGAAUCUCAGGGAGACAUGCUGCGAAAACUUAUUGAAUCUCAAGAACGCAGCCAGCAGCAACUAUUAGAGACGCUAAACACAAACUUCAAUAAACUAGCGGAAAUACUCGAAAAAGAUGAUGACAAUAUCGUGGAUGAGUAUGAGGAACUAUACAACGCAACAUAUGACGGCGACUGGAGAAAAGCUAGUCAAUUUCUAAAGGAUUGCCCAGAAGCGGUUGAAAAAACAAUCACAUAUGAUAAUGAAACAGCAUUGCAUAUAGCAAUAAUGAAUAAUCACUGGAGGUUUGUGCAAGAGCUUGUGAAACUCAUGACCCCUGAAGCCCUGGAAAUAAAAGAUAAAGACGAUUCUACAGCACUUUAUGGGGCUGCCUUGUACGGAAAUAAAGAAGUUGCUGAGGCAAUAGUAAGAAAGAAUUUAAAACUGACCCAGAUGCGCGAUAAAUAUGACAGGAUACCACUCGAAACUGCUAUUGUACAUUUUACCGAUGGACAAGAAGAGACUGUUAAGUAUCUUUACUUUGUAACUAGGCAUGAAAAACCAAGUCCAUUCUCUGGUGCUCAUGGUGCUGAGUUGUUGUGCAAUACAAUCGAAUCCAGUUUCUACGAUCUGGCAUUAUCUCUUGUCAAACGGUUCCCAAAACUUGUUACUGAGCAUACAGAAGGACCCCGGGGACUUUGCGGACUUGAGAAGCUUAUUUAUAGGCCAUUCGCAUUUAAAAGCGGGGCAAGCCUAUCUUGGUGGGAACGCUUCAUCUAUUCAGUAAUUCAUGUGGACAUAUCUUCCCCAUAUGAUGAUUAUGACACUGAAGAAGUCGAUGAUAGCUCUUCGGAAAAUUUCGAAGGCACAUCUGGAGAUGAAGAGAACCUUGUGGAGAGUUCAGAUGCACCCGAAGGAGACAUAGAGAAUCCAUCGCAAACAUCAGAAGGCACGAAAGCGAACGAAUUAGAGACUGCUUCAAAGAUAUCAUAUGCUCCCUCAAUUAAAGAAAAAGGAGUGACGAGAAUGGUGAAAAACUUCAUUUCAGACUACAUCUAUGCACGAGCGCCGCUUAUCAGACGCCUGUAUAGCCAGAAGGUGAUGCACCAACGAGCCUUUAAGUUGGUUUGUCAUAUGCUUGAGCAAAUUGACGAAAGAACUGCUACUGCACAAGAAGUAACAGAUUUUGUAGAUAAAACUGCCAUUGUGAAGACGGGUGAAACAAUGAUACAAAUGGCAAUUGGAGAACGAAAUGAAGAAAUUUUGAAUCUCAUAUUGGAAACUAGUGGAAAUGAUAAAGAUGAUCUAGUUUCUAGAGAAGAUGACAAUGGUAACAGCAUCUUACAUUAUGCUGCAAAAUUAGCUCCUGCUGCUAAAUUAAAUUUGGUAUCCGGCACAGCUUUACAAAUGCAACGGGAGGUACAGUGGUUUAAGUAUAAGUACACGAGAAAUGAAGAUGGAAAUACAGCGAAGUUUGUAUUCACAGAGCAACAUAAGGACUUAGUGGAGAAAGGAGACAAGUGGAUGAAAGACACAUCCGGCUCUUGCAUGGUAGUUGCCACCCUUAUUGCUACAGUAGCGUUUGCAGCUGCAUUCACUGUCCCAGGAGGGAACAUUAGUGAUACUAAUAGCCCUCUAAACGGUGUCCCAAUUUUCUUGAACGGGAAAGAAUUUACAAUAUUUGCAGUAGCAGAUUCUGUAGCAUUAUUCUCGUCCAUUACAUCGGUUCUCAUGUUUUUAGCAAUCAUGACCUCUCGUUAUGCUGAAGAGGAUUUUUAUAAAUCUUUGCCACAAAAACUCAUAAUAGGGCUCGCAACUCUAUUCAUUUCUAUGGCCAGCAUAUUUAUAUCCUUUGGUGCGGCAUUUACCAUUGUUCUCAAGAGUAAACAUAAAUGGGCUCCGAUUCCGGUGGCAUCGUUUGGUAUAAUUUCGAUACUCUUGUUUGCUUUCUUAGAAUUUCCUUUGUUUGCCAAAAUGGUGGUGAUUUCAGUUGAGGUUAAUGGUUUGGUUGCAGCUGCAGUUGAGUGCCAGAUGCUGAGAAAAGAGCAUUUGGGUUGUUGUGCUCCAAGGAUUGGUGGUGCUGAUGUUGCCAAGGGUGAACUCAGAGAAGGUUUAGGUGAUACCUGA